UGAGAAUCAAAACAAAGAAGACAUCGUGGUUGUCACUGUUUGUCAAAAGUGGUGUGCUGGAUUUAGAAAAAAACACAUUUGCUUCAAGAGGAAUUGUAAAGGCAGAAGAACAAGGUUUUGAAGUUCGGGUAAAUCUUCAGGAUUCCUGUAAAAAAACAAACGACAUUAAUCAAUGCAAGCUCAAGAGUGACAUUUGGACAUUUGAUUGAUGCUGCGCACCACAUCAGGUCAAACAUGGGUCGGUUCCUCAGCACCAACUUGUAUUCAAGUUCUGUGAAUAAGACUUUGAGAUCAUACUGCAAAAUUAGGUACCUAAUGAGCCUUCUCAGAAAGCACCAUUGUCUUGCUAGAACACCGCUCGGCCUUGACCUUCACAGAUAUUCACUGCUGACACAUCCUCAUCCAUCCGGAUUCACAAAAAGAACUACUUUAAGAAAUCUUAUCCACACUGAUACAAGUUCUGCCUCUAACAACUUGCUCAGAGAUUUUACCAAAGAACUGAAUCAUCUCCAGGUUGUGCGUUUUUACUCGUCUUCUAAUAGGAAUACAUUUAAACCUGAAGCUCCAAUUGGAAUCCUGGAAGAGACUCAGAAAAGUUUUCUUUUGAGUCCACUGGGAGGACGUUUUGGUCAAUCAUUUAAAAGAUUGUCCAGACACAUUAAUGUUUAUUUUAAGCGAAAGGAUGUUGCACCUUUGGCUGAAAAUGACAGCCUUGUUGUCAUUACUCCAGAACAUCUUGGUAGAUCACAGAGGCGUAGUAUGAGUCAACGGCCAGCCAGAGAGCGAAAUGUAUCGGAGUGCAAAGACACAACGCAGCCUAUAAAAAGCAACGACACACAGGAGAGCUUAGGAACAAGUCCUUCAACACAGGACUACUCUGGUCUACAACUAUUUCAUAUCAGCUCUUUGGCAACAACAUUUGGUGAGAGCUACAGUUACGUUGCUAGACACAUUAACUCAGUCUUUCCAGCAAAAGCUCAAAUGCAGGACAAUUUGGAAACCAUGUCUUCACCAAGAAGCAUAAACAGGAGGCUGAAAAAGAGACAAAUGCAAAACCCUUCCAUCAUAGAGUAUAAGGAACCUGAAAUUUCUCAAGUCAAAUCAGGUGCUAAUCAGGCAACAGUGGAACGAACCAAUAUCUCCAGCAGCUGGGAGGAGAGCUACCAACACUAUGCAAGACACAUCAAUACUUAUUUUGGGGCCAAGGUUACCGGAAAACAAGCUCAUGAUCUAUAUAGGAAAGAACACAUUUCUGUGAAGCAGAAGGAGCUAGAGCCAUUUUCAACACGGUCUACCUCACAAACUCAAGGUGCAAUAUUAGAACUUGAGCCAGACGAACCUGCCAUCGAUGAAACUGGAGGCCUUUUCCACAGCAGCAGUAAUACCACCAACUUUGGGGAGAAUUAUUCCCAAACAGGCAGAUAUAUCAAUCAGUUUUUCUUUGGUCAAAGUAGAAGGGGCGAGGAUGAGGUAAUUGAAAGUCAUCUCAUAACGUCAUUGGACUCUGGAUCUGCUGCAUCUGAAAGACCAAAGACUGUUUCCUUUAUGGACUACCUUCGACAUCCCACAAGUGCCAUCCCUGACUUGCUGGGUUCUUUGACCCAGACUCGUAAACCCAGACCUGCUAUGACUACACCACAGGCAAUGAUGGAUCAAAAGUUUGUCCUGAGUCGGAGGCACGCGGAGGAAAUGACCCGAGGGUUGAUUGGCACUCUGUCCCAGGCUUCAUCUCCACAAGAUCUUGCUGCUUGCUUGGCCACAGUGAAUGAACACCUCAUCCGUUACCCAUCAUGCAAAGCUGUAAUGUGGCAGGAGAAAACUGCAGUCACAUUGUUGAGAAAGAGACGGACCUUCGGAGAUAAUGAAGAGCUGCAGAGCGCCUUGAGAGAAAGUAUGGCGCUAAUCGGUUACAUGGAUCCAGUCAAAGGUCGUGGCAUCAGAGUGCUCUCAAUUGAUGGUGGUGGCACAAGAGGUGUGGUUCCUUUGCAGGUAUUAAAGAUACUGGAGGCUGAGACGGGCAGGAAGAUCCACGAGCUGUUUGACUACAUCUGUGGAGUGAGCACAGGUGCUGUUCUGGCCUUCAUGCUGGGUCUGGCUCAUUUUUCUCUGGAGGAGUGUGCUGAAAUGUACCGACGUUUUGGCUCUGAAGUGUUUAGUCAGAACCCGCUUGUUGGCACCGUGAAGAUGGGCUGGAGUCACUCUUAUUACAACACAGAGACCUGGGAGAAAAUACUACGAGAAAAGAUGGGAAAUAGAAUACUUAUCCAAACAGCCAGAGAUGAGCUGAGUCCCAAGGUUUCAGCAGUCAGUGCAGUGGUAAACUGGGGUACCAGUCCAAAGGCCUUCAUCUUCCGCAACUACAAUCACAAACCAGGCUCUCUCAGCCGCUAUGCAGGAGGCUCAGCCUGCCAGAUGUGGGAGGCAGUGCGAGCUUCAUCAGCUGCCCCAGGAUACUUCCAGGAGUUUGCUUUACAAAGUGACAUUCACCAGGAUGGAGGAAUUAUCCUGAACAAUCCCUGUGCCUUGGCUGUCCAUGAGAGUCGUCUAUUGUGGCCCAACCAGCCUUUCCAGUGUGUGCUGUCCCUUGGCACCGGCCGCUUUGAUAAUGUCAAGAGGGGACCUGCCACCUCCACCAGCCUGAGGGCUAAAAUCAGCAACCUGAUCAGCAGUGCUACUGACACUGAAGGGGUCCACACCCUUUUGGACGAUCUACUAGCUCCAGACGUGUACUUCCGCUUCAACCCCAUGUUGAGUGCUAUGGUGUCCCUGGAUGAGAGCCGGCCUCAAGCCUUGGACCAGCUGCAGAUAGACACCCAUAACUACCUGGAGAGAAACCGGCCCAAACUGGCCCGACUCUGUUUGGUGCUCGGGGCGGAGCGUUCAGCUGUUAGCAAAACUAAGGACUGGAUGAAUGAGAGAGCCUGGGAGAUGAAGCAGAGAUGGGUGUGAGUAGGUACAGUAUGAGGCAUGUCUACACAGAGAUGCGUAAUGUAAGCACAGAUGGACACACAAACAGGCUGUGGUCACACGAGGAACGCCUUAAAGACUGAUUCAAUUUGAUAUGUGUUCAAGACCACAUACCAAAGUUCAAGGACAGCAAUGUCAGUCUGCAACUUUGUUCACCAGGUCUGAUUUACAGGUAUUUCAACAUCAUUUUCAAUAUUGUACAAAUAUUCAUGGUUUCUAGAAGAUUAUUUGUUUUUCUUUUUGAGCAACCAUUAGGUGAUAAUGAGUGAAAUGCACUGAAACUAGGUGCAGACUAAAUGGCAACGUCCAGCCUGGAAAGUAAAGACAUUGCAGACAAGUGCCUUACACCUGCAUUCUUUCUAAUGGCCAGCAGGGGGGGGGGCUGUGUUGUAAAAGCAGUCUGGUUAUGUAGAAGUCUAUGAGAACUGACUUGAUUUAUUACCUCAGCAAAGAUUUUCACGUCUACACAUUUCUUAAGUGUAAAUGAAACCGCAGUCAUAUCUUGAAGCCUCAACUUUAUUUUAUUUGGUUUCAUAUGCUCAAGAAAUUGUGUGUUGGUAUCUCAGCAUUGCAAAAGGUUUUUCUGUCUUGUGCAUUUGUUGUUAAACUUUUAACAUAUUCUGACCUCACAAUUACAAAGCCAGCUAUUUAGACAUAUUUUAUGAAGGGAAGAUCUACUUAUCAUAUAAAUUUACUGAUGGCAAAUCAAUGUGAACAAUUGAGAACAUACCUCACUUAAAUAUAGCAUGUUGUUGAUAACUUCUUGACCUACAGAACAAACACGAACAAUCAUGAAAUACAAAUAUGUACUUUUAACAAAGGUCUAUGUAACAUGCACAUGUGAAAUAAUUCAAUAUCCCAUUAUUUAUUGUGCACUUAUCAGUGUUGUUGAAUGUAAUAUCAGCUAUAAACUAUACAUCACUGCUUUAUGUAAUUGUGCUUUUGGCAUACAGUAUGAGUAUUUAUUUAUAAUAAAUUAAUAUUUAUGGAGA
Molecule: messenger RNA, 3959 nt
Organism: Eleginops maclovinus (Patagonian blennie)
Lineage: Eukaryota; Metazoa; Chordata; Actinopteri; Perciformes; Eleginopidae
Product: calcium-independent phospholipase A2-gamma-like
Biological process (GO): arachidonate metabolic process
Cellular component (GO): membrane
Source: RefSeq, a predicted model, not a curated record